AUGAAAUACAUUGCUUUGCAGCGCACCGUCGGCGAGCAGAAACUGGUUGAGUCAAGAUGGCAUGAGCUAGGAAGCGAGGAACUUGAUUAUCCAGAGUUGAAGAGCAUUUAUUCUCCUGGGAAUCUACUCGAAUAUCUUCUCCACCCAUUAGAGGAUAAUGAUGAUGGAGAUAAUAAAGAUGUUAACGGUGAAGCAUCCAUAUGGGACCAAGCCAGAGUAAGUCUGAGCACGAAAGACAUGUCAGAACUGAGGGAGAUGUUCGCGUCAUGCAAUUACUUGGGAAAUGCAUUACCGCACGACUUCCUUUCGCCGCUGGAGUGCGAACGCUAUGAAAGAGAAGAACUAGGAAAUAUGAUAUUCGAAACCAACGACGUCAUCGCAGCGAGGGAGUUUCUCAAGAGUGGUUGCCCUCAUUCCCUGCGAAGACAUUUCUGGUCGCUCGUUCUUGGCAUCGAAGCUGCAGAGAAAGUUCAAGAGGAGUUUGAAAAGUUAAAAAAGAGAGCUAUAAAAUACGAAUUCUUCAUCGACCAAAUAAUGUUCAAGGACAACUGUAGCACUGUAUGUAAUGAUGAAGAGUACUUCGUCUUCCAAGACAUCGUUUGCGAGAUUAUCGUGGCAUUUAUCCGUGAUACUUAUGUAGCAAAGCGCUGCAAUAACGGCGGCAAGGGUACAAACUCAGCGGCAUCGGUGGCAGCUUGCGCUAUAGUGCCUUUCUAUGGGUUUGCAAUGUACGUGGGUCCGUUGUGUUUCAUGUAUACGGAUGUUCCUGAACUGUACGCCGUAUUUCGGGAGAUGUAUUGCCGAUACUUCCACAAACUCAGCAGCAUCAGCUCGCACCCGCAGAGUAUACUGUCCCUGAUGCUGACCUUCGAACGGCUGCUGCAAUGCAGGGAACCAGAUCUCUUGGCUGCGCUGGCUUCUAAAAACAUAACACUACUGCCUGCGGCCAUAAAGUUGCUGAUGGGCUGUUUUACGGGAUCUCUUCCCGUGGAAGAAGUAUUUGAAGUGUGGGACAGAAUAUUGGCCUACGACUCUCUUCACAUUAUACCAGUUUUAGCAGCCGCGAUAAUCUACUCCACAAGAGAGGCUAUCAUGAAGGUGGAAAAUCAAACUGCUCUCGAGGAUCUAAUUUCUGGCCUGUCCUGUACUGGUGGUCCCGUGGUGCCGAUGUUACUGAAGUUCCUGGACAUCGAGCAUCAAUGA
This is a messenger RNA of Ornithodoros turicata, 1203 nucleotides long. Its product is annotated as TBC1 domain family member 19-like. The record is from RefSeq and is a predicted model, not a curated record. The transcript is spliced from 13 exons. NCBI's taxonomy places the organism in Eukaryota, Metazoa, Arthropoda, Arachnida, Ixodida, Argasidae. Bases 1 to 1203 code for a protein of 400 amino acids.